Messenger RNA from Pseudophryne corroboree (corroboree frog), 2213 nucleotides. RefSeq names its product KLF transcription factor 3 (gene KLF3). Gene Ontology annotation, molecular function: RNA polymerase II cis-regulatory region sequence-specific DNA binding; DNA-binding transcription factor activity, RNA polymerase II-specific. NCBI's taxonomy places the organism in Eukaryota, Metazoa, Chordata, Amphibia, Anura, Myobatrachidae. The transcript has 7 exons. The record is from RefSeq and is a predicted model, not a curated record. Gene Ontology annotation, biological process: regulation of transcription by RNA polymerase II. Bases 359 to 1399 code for a protein of 346 amino acids.
UCCCUCCCUCCCUGCAUUCCCAUCCCCAGCCCAGAGGCUGCUGCAGCCACACACCGGCCGCGUACUGCUCAUGUGAGGCACAGCUGAGAGCGGCGCCGGACCAUCACUCGCACUGACACCCGCACCGGGGGCAUUUACCACCUGGGGGCACCUCCCGCCAGCUGUCACAGAGCAGGAACAGGAAAAUCACAGCCCAGCCUCAGUAGACAGUGUAAAAAGAUUUAUUGAAGACGGCAAGUGAGAGAACCCUAUCACUGCAACAACAUGGACCGCUUGAUCCUAGGAAUGCAGCAGCUGAGGAGACAUUUCUGCAAAUCUGUUUAAAGACUAGAACACACAUUUUGGGAUUGACGUAAAGAUGCUGAUGUUUGAUCCAGUUCCUAUUAAGCAGGAGGCCAUGGAGCCCAUGUCGUUGACCUAUCAAUCCAGUUAUAUAGAGCCACUGAAGACAAAUAAUAAAUAUAGUGUCAUUUACCCGACACCGAACAUGCUGCACAGUAAACUGUACCACGGUGCUGAAGGAUUGUCAGGAUUGCAAAUGGAACCGGUUGAUCUCACUACAAACAAAAGAAACUCGCCUCCCUCCACUGGAAGCUCCCCGUCUCCUGUGAAAUACCAGUCUCCCAAGAGAAGGGGUUCUCCCAUUUUAUUUAUGCCCUCGUCUAGCCCUCCUCUGAAAAAGUUAUCCCCAUCACCGCCUGCUGUACCAAACUUUUCAAUGCCAUUUUCGCUCAACCCUAUGUUAUCUGCGUUUCCAAGGCAUGGCUACAGGAACCCAGGACUCCUACCCCUCCUACAGCCGGUGGUUGUACAGCCUGUCCCUUUCAUGUACACCCACCACCUCUCGCAGCCAAUCAUGUUAUCGACUGUACUAGCUGAGGAGCUGGAGAACCAAAGCAGCAAGCACAUGUCCAUGGCCAUGUCUGAUUGCUAUGAAAAAGCUCCUCUAAUAAACCACAUAAAGGUUGAGCCUGGUUUGGAACAGCCAAUGACUGACGUUUACCCUGAACAAAUGUCGCCCGGUAUCAGCACCCCUCCGAAGGUGAUGUUCCAUGAACAUCACCCAUCCGUUAUAGUACACUCAGGGAAGAGGCCGUUACCAGUAGAAUCUCCGGAGACCCAGCGGAAGAGAAGAAUACACAGAUGUGAUUAUGAUGGAUGCAAUAAAGUUUACACCAAAAGCUCCCAUUUAAAGGCACACCGGAGGACACAUACAGGGGAAAAGCCUUAUCAGUGUACUUGGGAAGGCUGUACGUGGAAGUUUGCCCGCUCAGACGAGCUUACUCGGCAUUUCCGGAAACACACUGGAAUCAAACCAUUUCAGUGCCCAGACUGUGACCGUAGCUUCUCCCGCUCGGACCAUCUCGCCCUCCACAGAAAGAGACACAUGCUUGUCUGAAAAUUGAGUUGUUUUUUCUUUGACUUUUUUUUUUUUCAACCUUUUCAAAAAAAUUUUUUAUAUAAUCUGGAUUCAGCUGGCCUGAAUCUCAUGUAAACAAUUCCAUAGGGUCAGUAAAUGAUGUUCUGUCAACCUCAUUCUACUUGCCACGGGUCAGACCUAAGAAUGUGAACUUUUUGUUUGUUUGUAUGUUUUUAAUACAGAGGCUAAAGCAGUAACCUCCUGCCCUUGAUUACACCUCAGGAAAUAGACAAAUGGACAAUGUACUGCUUCACGUGUACUUGCAAGCCAUAUAUCUAUAUUAAAUAACUUAUACAUGUAUUUAAUUAUAAAAAAUGCCUAGUUUGCUUCAUCUUGCCACAUUCCUCACACUUGUCAUCAUAAGAAAUGAAUCUUUUUUUUUUUUAUUGUCCACAAUUAAAGAAAUACGUUUCCUAAAAGCAGCCAAUGAAAAUCUUAGGAUUCCUUGUCCAUUGUUUAUGUUUUUGCCACUUUAACAGAAUGCAAGGAGUGUACCUUUAUGUAAGGAGAAAAAACAAGACAAUGGAAGACGGAAAACAAGCACCAAAUAUAUGUCAUUUAAAAUAAUUAUUAUUUAUUUUUUGCCAUUUUCUUCCCGGUUAUUGGACGUCUCUUUCAUGGAUUUAUGGUCUGUGCCUUAAUCAAAAAUCAAUUUGAUAAUCCACUUAUUUUCUAAAUAGCCCAUGUAUCCAACAUAUGUAUCUACCUAUUCAAAUGUACAAUUUGUCUAUGCUAUGUAUUAUGAUGUGCAAUGUACUUGAAUAAUAUUAAAAAUAUAUAUUUUUAAAAAAUA